Molecule: messenger RNA, 3369 nt
Organism: Ambispora gerdemannii
Lineage: Eukaryota; Fungi; Glomeromycota; Glomeromycetes; Archaeosporales; Ambisporaceae
Source: the annotation of a GenBank genome assembly
AUGACCGCAAAAAAUCCGCGCACAGGCAGCUUUCGUAUACUAACCAUAGUAAUAAAAUUAGGCACCUCUUCGAUAUGCGAAGAAGAGUCACAUUUACCCUUACUCUCAAACAUAUCCCACCUAAUCGAGACAAUAGUGAAACUGCGAAGACUAGGACACCGAGUUGUGUUAGUGACAAGUGGGGCGAUUGGUGUUGGUUUAAGACGACUUGAAAUGGAAAAAAAGCCAAAGAAGUUGGCAACUAUACAGGCAGUUGCAGCCGUCGGACAAGGCAGAUUAAUGCGAAUGUACGAUGAUUUAUUCAGUCAGCUUAAUCAGCCUAUCGCGCAGAUUCUCUUGACGCGUAAUGACAUUGCUGAUCGUACACAGUAUCGGAACGCUGUAAACACCUUCUCGGAGUUACUGACUAUUGGUGUGGUGCCUAUAGUAAACGAGAAUGAUACGAUUUCUGUUAGCGAAAUUAGAUUUGGUGAUAAUGAUACUUUAUCGGCGAUAGCAGCCAAGAUGGUUAAUGCAGAUUAUUUGUUUCUAAUGACAGACGUAGAUUGUUUGUGUACCGAUAAUCCACGUGAGAAUCCUGAUGCUAAGCCGGUAGAGAUUGUUAAAGAUGUUGGUGCAUUAAGAGAGCAAGUGAGGAUAUCUUCACCCGGCAGCGCACUAGGCACCGGCGGAAUGACCACAAAACUAACAGCAGCCGAUCUCGCAACAGCAGCCGGCGUCACAACCGUAAUAUGUCGCGGCUCAGCUCCACAAAACAUCUUAUCCAUAAUUUCACAUCUCUCCAUAAACCCCACAAUCACAACAUCAGACGAUUCCUCCGUCCCAUUACAUACGCGUUUUCUCGCAAAGAAAAACCCAUUGGCGGAUCGUAAAUGGUGGAUAUUACAUGGACUACACACGGCCGGCACCUUAGUGAUUGACGAGGGGGCUUACAAAGCGCUCACUCGACCAGGCCAGUCGAGUAGUUUGUUCGCUGCUGGGAUUGUGAGGGUCGAGGGAAAUUUUGUCGCCGAUCAAGCGGUUAAAGUUGUUGUGGAGUUGGAGAAACGAAAUUUGAAUAGUAACAGUGACGAAGGUGGUGGAAAUGGUGAAACAAAAGAAAUUGGUAAAGGAUUAGUGAAUUAUUCGUCUGUUGAGAUAACGAGAAUUAAGGGACAUCAGAGUUCUGAAAUUGCAGAGUUGUUAGGUUACGCUGAUUCUGAAUGUAUUAUACAUCGACCAGCAAACGCGUUAAAAGAGCUGAUAGAAAACUCGUUGGACGCUGGGUCAACUAAAAUUCAAAUUACCGUCAAAGACGGAGGACUUAAGCUUUUACAGAUUCAAGAUAAUGGGCAUGGAAUACGAAGAGAAGAUAUGGCUAUUGUGUGUGAACGGUUUACCACGAGUAAACUCAAAAGCUUUGAAGAUCUGUCAACUAUUGGCACUUAUGGUUUUCGGGGGGAAGCUUUGGCGAGUAUUACUUACGUUGCACAUGUUACUAUUACUACAAAGACUGUCGACUCUAAUUGUGCAUAUCGAGCUCAUUAUUCCGACGGUAUCCUUGUUCCACCUAAGCCUGGAGUAAGUGCAGAACCAAAACCGUGUGCUGGGAAUAAUGGAACACAAAUUACGGCCGAGGAUCUUUUUUAUAAUGUGCCAGCGCGUCGAAAAGCCAUGAGGAAUUUCAGCGAAGAGUAUAAUCAAAUUAUGAAUGUUGUGAAUCGAUAUGCAAUUCAUAAUGCUGGGGUUAGCUUCACAUGUAAAAAGCAAGGUUCAAAUCAAGUUGACAUCAGUACACUGUCAACCGGAUCAAUCAUAGACAAUAUUCGCCAGGUGUAUGGAGUGAACACCGCAUCUGAGUUAAUUGAAGUCAACAAAGAAUAUCGAGAAUUCGAGGUCAAACUAAAAGGAUAUAUCUCUAAUGCUAAUUAUAGUGUCAAGAAAAUGACUUACCCGUUUCUUUAUUUAAGUCUUGACAUUAAUCCGAAAAAUGUGGAUGUUAACGUUCAUCCUACUAAGCGUGAGGUACUUUUUUUGCAUGAAGAUGAAAUAAUCGGGAGAAUCUGUGAUGUAAUCCAAGCGAGGCUUGCCAACACAAAUUCUUCAAGAUCUUUUCUUACACAGACGUUAUUACCAGGCACAACACCUCCACUGAUUGAAUACAAUGAUGCCAAGGAAAACCAAGACAAGUUCUCAAAGUCAGCUCAAACAUAUGAUUAUAAACUUGUGAGAACUGAUUCUCGCGCACGAACUUUAGAUAAUUUUUAUGAGCCGGAAAAAUUGUUGGAACCGUUGAAUAAGAAAGCGAAAAAAGAAGCUACAUCCCCAGAUAAAGAAGACAUCGAGGAGAAAUCAAUAAAAAGCAGCUCGCAAAAAAACCGACUCUCGAGUAACCCAAAAUCAAAGAGAAAACGAAUUGAAGUGCGAUUAUCCAGUAUACUAAGUUUACGCAAACGACUCAAGGAAGAAGGGCAUCGAGGGCUCACCGAUCUGCUUGCAAAUCACACGCUUGUUGGAUGCGUUGAUGACAUGCAAACUUUGGCUCUCGUCCAACAUCAAUUAAAAUUAUAUUUAUUGGAUUAUAAUAAGCUCAGUGAAGAACUCUUCUAUCAACUGACAUUACAAGGAUUUUGUAAUUUCGGGUUCAUUCAUUUAUCGACCCCAGCUCCAGUUUACGAUCUCGUUAUCUUUGCAUUAGAAAAUAUUGAAAAUGAAGAAUUUUUUAAUAAUCUGAAACCAAAAGAUGAAAUUGCACAGAUAAUCACUAAACAAUUAUUCGAACAUCGAGAAAUGUUGCUCGAGUAUUUCGCGAUCACUAUAUCAGAGAAGGGUGAAUUGACUACUUUACCAUUGAUGCUUAAAGGAUAUGCGCCAAAUAUGGAUAAGCUUCCAAGUUUUUUGUUACGUUUGGGCACUGAGGUUGACUGGACUAUAGAACUCAAAUGCUUUGAUACACUUGCUCGCGAAAUUGGAUAUUUAUACGCAGCCGAACCACCAGAAUUUUGUGAAGAUGAUGAUGAUGAUGAUGAAGCAAAAGCGAACGAGAUAAAUGAAGAACAAAUGGAAAUAGAUGAUGACGAUGAACCUGUUAAAGGGAUGAUGGAUAUGGAACAAGAAAAAGAAGACAACUACUCUAUAGACAUCGAGAAUAACGACAAAGAAUCAAAAAAGUUAGAUUCAAAACAGCAGGAUCAAAGUUACACUAAUUUAAAGCUUAAACAGAAAGAAACAGCAUCAGCAGCACUGGUGAAAUAUCGAUGGCAAAUAGAACAUUUAAUAUUUCCGGCAUUGAAAAACAAUUUCAUUGCACCGAAAAGCUUUGCUACUGGUCGCCAAAUAAUUCAAGUUGCUAAUCUGCCGGCUUUGUAUCGUAUAUUUGAACGUUGUUAA